AUGCAGGAGGUCAAAAGGAACAUCAACAGCAGUAGCAGCAGCCGAACUCAUCGAUGCCCUCGUCAACAAGAUCAUGGCCAAGCUAUCCAACCAGGCCAACCCCAUCUCAGCCCACUCGAGACAGACGUACUCAUCCGCCAGUCAUGCAGCGCACUAUUCGAGAUGUGCUGCCAGCGACUGCCCUGCGUCAUCCAAAAACUACUCCAGAAACUAGCCUCACCCUCCCACCCCUUCACCUCCGACGAACAGACCGGACUCGUCAACCAUCUGCGCACACAGCUCUUCGUCAUCAAGAUCCUCCGCUACUGCAUGUCAUACCACUGGGCCUGGCACCGCGAGCAGCUCAACGACAACCUUGCCAAGCAGCUCGUCGCCACCAUUAGUUUCUUCCUCAAGGAGCACCAGCGCUUCGAAGACGCCAGCGCCGCCCUCGGACCCAUCGGCAGCACCUGCCAAGAGCCCGACGAGAAGCCGAUCUUGCCCUCGCUCAUGGGCGACAUCCUCACCCAGGUCUCCAAGAUCCGCUUCUUCGUCUCCGCAUCCAACUGGACCAUCGUCCUCGGCAAGAUCAAGAACUGGAUCGCCUACUGGUCCGGCCCCGAAGAGUUCCCGGACCGCUCAGAGACCCGGCUGCUCGAGUUCUGCUCGCUCAACCGCCACCGGCUCAGCUCGAUCGUCCGCGAGCUCUCCGCCCAGUUUGUCCACCUCAAGCGCGCCGCCCAGUCCGACAUCGCCCUGGCCCUCAGACGCUCGAUCUGGAACUGGAUCGAGACCUAUCCGAACGAGUAUGCCAGCCUGGUCCGCUCCAACGGCCGGCUCGAGGGCGCCCCAGACGUGCUCUUCGACGUCGCCCACGGCCUGUCCGAGAACGGCAAGAAGCGCGCAUACACCUGGCCGACGAUGCCCAUGCUGCUCGCCAUCACCGUCGGCGACCGCAACCGCUCCCAAGUCACCGCCCGCAAGGCCGCGUUCAUCGAGAGUCUGCGCAAACAUCUCAAGGCGGUCAAGAUGACCGACGUGGCCACGGCAUGCUGUGUGGACCUCUGCAAGGCGGCCACCUUCUCGCCCAAGAUGACCGCCGAGGGCCCCGGCCUGCGGCUGCUGGCCUUGGACCUCGUUGGCGACCUCAACUCGCGCCUGCUCGACCCCUCCAAGCCGUUCACCAACUCCGAGGGCGUCGUCGAGAUCCCGCUCAUGUCCGAGGCCCUCGCCGCGCUCUGCAAGCUCGACCGCCACUUCGUCGACACCACGCUGCUCGAGAAGUGUCUGUCCCGGACGAGCUUCGUGCCCUUCCAGAUCGCCUUCAUCCAGGCCUGCCACAAACUGGCCAGCGACCCCGAGAUCCCGCCCCGCUCCUCCUCCUCCUCCCGCUCCUCGUCCCCCUCCUCCUCCUCCCCACACCCCCACCCAGAGGAUCGGUCGUCGGAGGACGAGGACGACAUGGCGAACUGGAACGUCAAGCUCAAAGAGCUCUACCCCGCCAUCGCCUCCUCCCUGAGACACGUGUUCAUGAGCGCGGUGCUCGAGACCAACCAGUUCCACAUCCUCAUGCGCUCCAACUCCAAGCUCAUCACCGGAGGCGACGAGAGUGGUCAGAAGACGGAGCUGGUCCGGGCGCUGCUCAACCUGUGGACCCAGGACACGACGCUGGCCUUCUUCCUCAACUCGCGGCUCGCCUCGGGCCACGACAUCGACCCGGAAGACCUGGAGAUGUUUGUGUAUCUGACGACGCUGCUGCUGAACAACCGCAACCCGCGCCCGGUGCGCCAAGCGGCGAUGACCGUCCUGCGGGCCUACCACCAGCCCUCCUCCUUGCCCAGACCGGGGGCCGGCGAGCAGCCGGGCCGCGGGCUCCCGGGGGUCGAGCUGCUCCCGCUCGGGCUCAGACAGGCCCGCGCAAUCGUCGGGAUCGCCGUGCUCAAGGCGCUCCUCGAGACCUGGGUCUUCCGCGAGGAAGAGCGCGAGGUGCUGCAGCUGCUCAAGGCGUAUCUGGACCGGUUCAAGGAGGCGGUGGAGUGGAGCGAGCGGGGCCACAGCCCGGGGUUCCCGUUCGCCAGCGAGUCCCACGCCCACGACUGGAGCUCAUCAGCGUCUUCGAGAAGCACCCCCCCCGUCCUGCGUCUCUGCGGCCUCGACGCGAGUCUGUCGGCCGCCCAGCUUUCGGCGACCUUGCAGGGCCUGCCGGACAACGGCAAGGGGCUCGGCGGUCGCGUGGCCCAGGCUAAGCGGGCCAAGCUCGUGUUGUGUAUCUCGGCCGAGGAAGCUAGUCGACAGCGCGCGAAUAGGGACCUCAGCAUCGCGUGUCUCAAGGCCCUGGCCGCGUUCUACGACCGGCUCAAGCUCGUGCCCAGACACGCGCUCCUCCGCGGCAACCACACUGCUAACAACGAGGUCGUCCAUGUUCGCCUGUUCAGUCGCCAUUACGAUUAUCUCUCGUUCUUGCUCACUGAGGUCACUAAGUUAGAAGUUGUUGCGGUCCGGAGUUGCAAAGGGAAGAUGGCGGCGGGCGGCGGAACGAAGGGCGGGGGCGGGGGGACGCUGGAGCACGCGGCGGCCUUGCAACGGGAGCUGGCCUCGAUCACGCGGGAGAUCGUCGAGCUGGCCGGCUUCCGCGGGCAGACCAUCAACUGUCUUGUCAAGCUCAUGGCUGCGAACAUCGACCCCGCCUUCCGCUACUUCGUCAACAUGUUCCACCACCCUGACAAUCGCAUCAAACAGGCAAAUAUCCACAUCCUGUGGGAGGUCGUGAAGGAGGGCCUGCCCGAGCUCGUCAAGCCUGUGCGGGCGACUGGCUUGGACAAAAUCGUCGAUAUAAUCACUCGGCCCGACCUCACGCUCGCCUGCGGGUCCGCCGACUUUGAGGAAAUGACGGAGGUGAUCCUCAAUAUCUUUGACUAUCACAAAGGCGUCAUCAAGUUCCUGAAGGCCUCGAUCGAGCGGGAAGUCGCGGCGACAGACCACGAGUCAACGGUGUUCCGGGGGAACUUGUUCACCACGCGGCUGCUCACCAUCUUUGCCCGGGCCCAGGGCUACAACUAUCUGCGGGCCACGCUCUCGAACCUGCUGGUCGGCCUUGUUAACAAGCCCUCGGAGUUCUUGGUCAACUUCGACCCGCAUCGGGCGAGUGCGGAGGAGGACGAGGCGGCGCGCAACCUGGAGCAGGUCACGGAGGCGUUCCUCAACGUGAUUGCAGUGUCCUGGAAGAAGCUCCCGGGCGCGAUCUGCGAGAUCUGCCACCACUUCGCAACCACCGUCCAGGAGAAAUACCCCGAAAGCGUGUUCACCUCCAUCGGCGGCUUCAUCUUCCUCCGCUUCAUCAACCCCGCCAUCGUCUCCCCCGAGGUCAUUGACCUCGAUCUCCCGAACAACACCCGCGAGAUUCGCAGGAGCCUUGUCAUGAUCACCAAGGUCCUCCAGGCCCUCUCCAACAAUAUCCGCUUCUCCGCGCGCAAACCCGCUAUGAAGCCCCUUAACCCCUUCAUGGCGAAAAAAGUCUACCCCAUGACCCGCUUCUUGAAGGACAUCUCCUUGAUAGACGAGCCGGGGAUGUUAGCGGAGGAGGGGUGUGAUCUGCAAGAGGAGCUAGCAGCGGUCCCAUUAGACGCCUCGGACCGCCACGUCCUGCACCGCUUCCUCUACGAGCACCAGGAGAAGCUCGGCGCGGAGCUGAAGAGUGUCCAGCCGAUGGAGUUCAAGCAUUGGCACGACGGCACCAAGCGCCUGAGCCCGACGCUGGGCCACGAGCUGUGGGCCGAGGUCCUCCCUUCAUCUCCCUGCCCACCGCCUCGGCCUCCGAGGUCGCCGUCAAGUCCUGGCUCCAGAAACUCAGCAACUGUCUCGUCUGUCCCCGUGAGGAGUACGAACAUGCCCGCAACCGCGUCAAAAACAUCUUGCGCAGACUCAUCGAACUCACCCUGUGUCAACAAGAACUCCAAGGCCUGUUGCAUGGCCGCAUAUGGCCCUCCGUGGCCCGCCAGGAAUCCCUCCUGCCGCUGA
Puccinia triticina is the source of this 3996-nucleotide messenger RNA. RefSeq lists its product as uncharacterized. Bases 1 to 3996 code for a protein of 1331 amino acids. The record is from RefSeq and is a predicted model, not a curated record. The transcript has 17 exons. Gene Ontology annotation, biological process: regulation of GTPase activity. NCBI's taxonomy places the organism in Eukaryota, Fungi, Basidiomycota, Pucciniomycetes, Pucciniales, Pucciniaceae.